CAUCUUGAUCCCUUGAAUCUUUAGGACCAGUCCAUGGCCUUUGGUAGCGACAGGAGUCGUUUUGUAGACAACCAAUUCUCGGGGAAGAGGGCGGUGGAAGAUAAGAAUGUAGGACCACUCAUCAAGACCAUAAUGACUCGAUGUAUUCAUUGCACAAGAUGUAUCAGAUUUGCUAGUGAAGUAGCAGGAGUAGAUGACUUGGGUACAACAGGCAGAGGAGGGGAGAUGCAGGUUGGAACAUAUAUUGAGAAAAUGUUUGCCUCAGAAUUAUCUGGAAACGUCAUAGAUUUGUGUCCUGUGGGGGCGCUAACAUCCAAGCCCUACGCCUUCACUGCCCGUCCCUGGGAGACCAGGAAGAUAGAAUCAGUUGAUGUACUGGAUGCAGUCGGUAGCAACAUAGUUGUCAACACAAGAGCUGGAGAGGUCAUGAGGAUUCUACCAAGGAUGAAUGAGGAAAUCAAUGAGGAAUGGCUCUCUGAUAAGAGUCGCUUUGCUUACGAUGGUCUGAAGAGGCAGAGAUUGACAGUACCGAUGGUGAAGAAUGAAGAAGGCAACCUCACACCCACAGACUGGGAAGAAGCUCUCACAAGGGUUGCAUCUCAGCUUUCAGAAGUUGAAGGAAAUCAAAUUGCAGCAAUUGCUGGGGGUCUUGUAGAUGCAGAGGCGUUGGUAUCACUGAAGGAUCUCUUGAAUGGACUGGGAUCAGAGGGACUAUGCACAGAAGAAACCUUUCCUAUGGAUGCCGCAGGAACGGAUCUUCGAUCAAACUACCUGCUGAACACGAGUAUUGCAGGAGUAGAAGAAGCAGACUUGAUCUUGCUGGUGGGAACCAACCCCCGCUAUGAGGCACCUCUGUUCAACGCUCGCAUCCGCAAGAGCUGGAUUCACAAUGACCUUCAGGUCGCAUUGGUAGGCCAGCAGGUGGAUCUUACUUAUGACUAUGAGCACAUUGGAGAUUCCACUGCCAUCCUGAAGCAGCUUGCAGACGGCUCACACCCCUUCUCCAAGACCCUCAAGGCUGCCAAGAAUCCCAUGAUCGUCGUCGGUAGCGGUGCCUUCCAGCGAUCCGACGGUGCUGCCAUCCAUGCCGCUGUGACGUCCCUUGCUCAGGCUGUCAGAGCUAGCAGCGGUGCCCCGCAGGAUUGGAGGGUGCUCAAUGUCCUGCAGAGGGUUGCAAGUCAGGUAGCUGCCCUUGACCUUGGUUACCAAGCCGGCGUGGAUCACAUCCGGGAGACCAAGCCCAAGGUUCUGUUCCUUCUAGGAGCCGAUGAGGGAACCAUCACAAGGGAUGAUCUCCCACAGGAUUGCUUCGUAGUCUACCAAGGUCACCAUGGUGAUGCUGGAGCUACAAUGGCUGAUGUUGUUCUGCCUGGUGCUGCAUACACAGAAAAGACUGCUACUUACGUCAACACAGAGGGACGCGCUCAACAAACAAGACUAGCCGUGUCUCCACCAGGAUUUGCAAGGGAGGAUUGGAAGAUUAUCAGAGCUCUAUCAGAGGUCGCUGGGAAUCAACUUGGGUAUGAUGACAUUGAUGGAGUAAGACAGAGGUUAGCUGAGGUCUCACCAAAUCUUGUACGCUAUGGAGACGUAGAGGAGGCCAACUUCUUUGAACAAUCUAGUGUGCUUGGAAAGACGGUAAGCACCAAACUAUCAGAACAAGCACUGCAGGUCAAGCAAACGACACUGGACAAAUUCUACAUGACAGACUCCAUCAGCAGGGCUUCCCAGACCAUGGCCAAGUGUGUGCAAGCUGCGUCCCAUGCACAGGAUAAAUAGCGCCCUCGUGCUUUAGAAUUGUUAUAUUUAUAAUGCAACAUGUGUAUGUACAGAGAAGUUAUUGAAUGGUUGCUUACAAGGAUGAGGUAAGAAGCAUGGGCUUGUUCUUCAAAUCCAUUCAAUGCUGAAUCUAAUGUUACGAUGAUACUUGCACGAUUUGGGGGCCUGAUUGAUUUACGACUAGUGUGCGCACAGAAUUGUGCCAUGUCCAGAGCUGCCAAGUAGUACGGAUGAGAAGAAUACUGAUGGUUUCAUGCAAAA
This is a messenger RNA of Lytechinus variegatus (green sea urchin), 2040 nucleotides long. Its product is annotated as NADH-ubiquinone oxidoreductase 75 kDa subunit, mitochondrial-like. Gene Ontology annotation, cellular component: membrane. The coding region runs from base 34 to 1779 and encodes 581 amino acids. Gene Ontology annotation, molecular function: iron-sulfur cluster binding; NADH dehydrogenase (ubiquinone) activity. The transcript is spliced from 14 exons. The record is from RefSeq and is a predicted model, not a curated record. Gene Ontology annotation, biological process: ATP synthesis coupled electron transport. Lineage: Eukaryota; Metazoa; Echinodermata; Echinoidea; Temnopleuroida; Toxopneustidae.